AUGGGUCCCGAAGAGGAGCUCUCCAUACGUCGAGCCGUCCAAGAGGCCUCUGCAUCCUGGGCAUCUGAGCUGCAGGAAGUCCUGAAGCAGGCCGUUGGCGAUGCCUUGCGCGAAGCUUUGCCGACGGAGCUGCGCAAGGCCCUGUCGCCAGAGCUGGCCACGCUGAGGGAGGGGUUGCGGACCCAGAUCUCUUCUUCGGGUUCGCCUCCCUCGCCUUCAGGCACACAGAAAAUGGGGUCCGGGUCCAAACUCAAGGCAGUCAGCAUGGAAAAUGUCCAGAGCAUCACAAGCUUGCGUCGCCGCAGCUCCAUGCUUCAUUCCGCCAAGCUCGUCCUCGCCAUGCAGCCGAAGGGACAAGGGAUGCCGAAGGUACGGACAGGAUCCUUGUCGAAUGUCGACAGCCUAGACGUGGAGCAGACUCGGUCCAUACCGGUGCGACAUUCAAAGACAGAAUCGAUCACGAGGGCCAAGUUGGAGAGUAUUCUUGGGGGACGUUUGAAGUCGACUGAAGACACGACAGCAGAGCCAUUGCCGGCCCCCCACUCCCACUCUCCAAGUCCUGUGCCCAUGGAGCCCACUCUCCAAGAAGCACCUAUUCUGGAGCAAGUCAGCGAAGAAUACGUGCGGAUCGAGCAUCGAAGCGGAAGCGGACUUGAUAUGAGCGAAAGGUCCCGAGAGGACGAAGAGGAGGAGGAGGAGGAGAGCGUAGACAGCUUGGCGAUGGCACCAGGCCAACCUGGGACACUGCGGAAGCAGAGUAUGUCGAUCCUUCCAGAUUUUCAGGACACGCCUCGGUUGCAGGAGCAUGGCACGCCACGGAAAAACUGGAGGCAGACUCUCCGAAAUCUCAUCCUCCCCUUCAAGGCGCGUGCCCCGGAUCCGCCUCCUCGCGAGGCUAGCAAAGUGAGGGGGCUUCUCCUGAAGAAGCAGGAUGUGGAGAUGAAGGGAAGGCCCGGACGACGUGUUGAAGUCGUCCUCAAGGAGGCGGAUGUCGUACAAGUCCGGCACAAACGGUUCCCAUUCUCUCAGUGGUCCUGGCCCUUCGCGGAUCCGGGGGGUCGGCCGAGACAGUACUGGGAAAUCUUCGCCUGCACGUUGCUCUUGUUGCAGCUUCUGUACCUGUGCUUCCAGGCAGGCUUCAUUACCACUGAAGACUACCGAGCCGAAGGGUACUGGGAGCUGAAGUUGGCCUUGCUUGCUGUGGACAUCUUUUGGGUCAUCGAUCUGGGGAUCAACUUUACCACCGGCUACCGAGAUGUCACGCAUGUGCUCCACAGCAGUGCCCGCUCCAACGUAAGGCGCUACCUCCGGGCUGGCUUCGUCUUGGACCUGCUAGCCACCCUGCCCUCGCUUUGCCAACAUGUGCUCCUGGUCAUCGACCCGCAUACUUACGGCUUCUGGCCGCUCAGGAUGAUGGGCUUAUCUCCUCUGCUGCGCAGCUUCCGUGUCCGGGGGGCCUAUGCCUUACUCAAGCGGCUGGAAGCCAACAUGAAGUCCUCGGUGGUGUCUUCUGCAUGGUGGCUCUUCCAGCUAUUCAUGCUUCCGCUCGUCUUCUCGCACCUCUCUGCUUGUGCCUUAUGGUCCCUGGGCCACAGCAAUUUGGAAGCCGAUGCGGAGACUUCUUCCUGGAUCAAACUGGGCCUGGACAUCUCCAAUGAACCCGGGGCGCUGCAAGCCGUUCCUUUAGGGAAGCGCUACAACACGGCCAUGUACUUUGCGAUCACGGUGAUGUCUACUGUCGGGUUGGGAGACAUCAACAUGAGCCUCUCCAACGAGAGAGCCCUGCUGUGCGUCGUCAUGGCUACCACCAGCUUGGUCGUAGGUGUCGCAGUGAAUGGAGUCGCGACGAUCGUGUCCAAGCUCAGCGAAAGAACAGCAGCGAACAUGGAACAGCUGGCACAGGUCUCGAAGUUCUUGAAGGUCUACAGAGUUCCCAGGGAGCUGCAGUCACGGGUUCAUGAUUACUUACUGCAAGUCUUUGAGAAUCGAGAGCGCGAAGAGACCAAGUCCAUGCUUAUGGGUUGGCUGAAGAAGUCGGAAGUCCUUCGGACGAAAGUGAACUUGGCUUUAACAGGAACUUGCCUGGUCCAGCACCGCUGGCUGAAGCUGCUUCCUCCUGAAGUCCUGGCAAACGUUUGUGACCUCUGUGACACAGAGUUUCACCCUCCUCAGCAAGAGCUCAUUGCCGAAGGUGCUAUGGUGAAGAGCUGUUUUUACAUCCGAAGUGGCUUGGUGCAAACCCGCAACCGAGUGGGGGGGCAGGCCUGGGCAGCCACAUCCACCGAUGAUACCGAGGAGAGCGAUGAGAUCCAGAAGGAGAUCGAGGCGGCUGACGCAACAAGUCCGGAUGCGAGGCUGCAGGGUGGGGCAUUUAUUGGAGAGUUUCGGCUCUUCUUGGGGGCCAGCCGAAGCUUCAAGACGGUAACCUGCAUCUCCUUUUGCGAGCUCAUCUCCAUCGACGUGUCAAAGUUCGAGUCCUUGAUGAGCGAAGCGAUGCCCGAGCUCUUUGACAUACUUGUGAUCUAUGAGGCAAUCGACCAAGAUUGUCCCAAGGCCAUGCUCCACUGCCUGGACCAGAACGGCAUUUCUCCGGAGAUGCCGCUGCUCUUCGGUGAGGGUGUCCUUCACCACUGCGCAAAGGUGAACGCCGCGGCUUGCGUGGAGCAUCUCAUGGAGGACCUUAGCCAAGACGCAGCCGACGCAGCCCAGGUCCGGGAUCAAGAUGGCAGGACGGCAGCACAGCUGGCUGCAGCCCUGAAGCACAAGAAGGCCUUUUGGGCACUGAUCCAGGGCAGUGGGAGCACCAGUGUCACAGAUGUCGAUGUGCUACCCAGAGAGGCACGAACCGCCCGUGCCAAGAACAGCCAAGCAAUUGCGCUGGCGCCCUCGGCAUGGACGGAUCGAGACGAGGAGCCUUACACGAUGGCAAGGGUCCAAGAGCUCUUUGCUGCCUGCAACCGCAAUGGCCUCGCUGCUUCUACCGGAGAGAGCUCCAAGGAUAUGGAGGACUUGGUGGAAGAGCUGAACACCUGCCAGAGUGAUCUUCUGGUCAUGAAUGUCCGGGGAGGGAUGCUGCGGCGGGUGAGGUUAGUGAGGCUUCGCUUGCUGGCCGUCAUCGACGACAACGUACGUGCAUUGGUGGAGCUCAAUUCAGACGCUUGGCUGAAGGCACGGGAUCAAAAGUUAGGGAAGCUCCCAUACCGACACAUGCGCAAGCGCGAGACGGAGGAGGAAGCUACGAAGAAGCUGAUGCAAGAGCUGGGCAUCUCGAUGUAUUUAUUCGAAGAGGAGCUCAUAGUGCCGAUCGCGAAAGCAUGCUAUGCCGAGACUAGGACGUCCAUGUCGUAUCCAGGCUUGGAGACUGAAUAUAUUGUCUACGAGUCGACGUGGAAGGUCCGAGCACAGGCCUUACACCGGACAGAGGAGAUCGGUCUGCCGCACGGCCGCCCCUUCCAGAAGGAGUUCUGCACGGAUGCCUUCCGCGUGGUCACCAGGCAGCUCUUCUGGCCAGUAAUGGUCAACUUCGCUCUCCACGAAAAGCAUGACGACAGGCAGGGUGGAGAGAACAGCUGGGCAGUGAAGGGGCUCUUUGGAAAACAUGCGCUGGGAGCAGCUUCUUCACCAAUCAUGUAG
Symbiodinium sp. CCMP2592 is the source of this 3633-nucleotide messenger RNA. Lineage: Eukaryota; Dinophyceae; Suessiales; Symbiodiniaceae. The record is from the annotation of a GenBank genome assembly.